Monopterus albus (swamp eel) is the source of this 2787-nucleotide messenger RNA. It is a transcript of the gene fes, whose product is annotated as FES proto-oncogene, tyrosine kinase. Gene Ontology annotation, biological process: peptidyl-tyrosine phosphorylation. The record is from RefSeq and is a predicted model, not a curated record. Gene Ontology annotation, molecular function: non-membrane spanning protein tyrosine kinase activity; ATP binding. NCBI's taxonomy places the organism in Eukaryota, Metazoa, Chordata, Actinopteri, Synbranchiformes, Synbranchidae.
UCUGCCCCACUCAUGAGAACAAAGGUGCUGUAGGAUCUGAGUGUUUAAAGAGUCACAGAUGGGUUUUGGGGAGGACCUGAGGUGUCCCCAGGCACAUGCAGCAGUCAUCCGGCUGCUGGACUCAGAGCUUCACCUGAUGGAGGUCAUGAAAAAGUGGAUGAGUCAGCGAGCGAAGAGUGAGCGGGAGUUUUCAUUGCAGCUGCACCACAUGGCUACUGUGGCGGACAAGUUGGACCGACCUCAGCCUGGUGCAGGACUGGACUACAUCAGCCAGCUCAACAAGUCAUGGGGAGUGCUGGUCUCUCAGACGGACUCUCUCAGUCAGCUGAUGAAGAAGCGCUCUGAGGACCUGCUCGACGGUCCCAUCAGCAAACUGACACUGCUCAUCAGAGAUAAACAGCAGCUCCGAAAAACCUACACAGAGCAGUGGAACCUGUUGAGACAGGAGCUCAGCAGGGUGACCCAAACAGAGCUGGAGAGGCUGAAGAGCAGUUACAGACAAGCAGCGAAAGAUACAGCUCAGGCCAAGAGGAAGUACCAGGAGGCCCAUAAAGACAAAGAGCAAGACAAGGCUAAAGAGCGUUACAUAAAGGCUGUACUGAAACUUCACGGGCUGCACAAUGAGUAUGUCCUGUCUGUGCGAGCCGCCCAGGUUUACCAUCAACACCACUACAGUCAGCUCCAACCCACCCUGCUCAGCGCGCUGCAGAUGCUGCAGCAGGAGAUGGUGCUCAUACUAAAGGAGAUACUGCAGGAGUAUUUUGACAUCUCUACUCUACUACAUCGUGAAGUGGUGCAGAUCCACAGGGAGAUGUCUUCUGCCCUAGUGGACAUCGAUCCCCACAGAGAGUAUGAGAACUUCAUCCAACAAAACAGGUCUGUGGGGGAGAUUCCCGCUUGUACAGAGUUUGACUGUGGUCUUCUGGAGGACACCGAGCAGCUGAAACCCAGAGAGAUUGAACUGAACGACCUCACACUUGAGACAAUCCAGCACAAACUGACUGCGCUAGAGGAGGAGCUGCUGGACCUGGCUCAAAGUCUGGGCUCCCAGCAGGUCUUGGUCGAUCAGCUGGAGCUGGAGCUGGAGGCAGAGCAGGAAGGUGUCAGAAAGGGCCAGAGGGUCUACCAGUUCAGCAAAGUGGAAGAGCUUCGGCAGCAGGUUGCUCUGUCUCAGGGCAUGAGAGCCAAGUUGGAGGUUCAGAGGCUUAUUCUGAAAAAAAGACUGGAUCAGCUGGGCUGCAAUGAACCUCCCAGUGGUCUGAAGCUAGACUCAGAAACUGUUUCACUUUCAUCCAACAUAAGAAAUGACCCCAGCCAAAAUCCUGCCAAACUCCUGGAUGGGAUUAAAAAUAAUCUGAGUGGCUUGUUUAAACCCAAAUGUGAGGUGCUUCCAGUCCUCACCCCCAUCCAGGAAGUGGAUCGUCCUCUGGGACAGCAGGACUGGUACCACGGAGCCAUUCCCAGACCGGAGGUCCAGCAGCUGCUGCAGAGUGAUGGAGACUUCUUGGUGAGGAAGAGUCAAGAGAAACAGGGUUAUGUGCUCUCUGUGCAGUGGGAUGGCUCCUGCAAGCAUUUCCUCAUUCAGAACAUAGAUAAUAUGUACCGUCUGGAUGGAGAAGGCUUCCACAGUAUCCCACAGCUAAUUCAACAUCUACUAUCCUCACGCCAACACAUCACCAAGAGGUGUGACGUAGUGCUGAAGAAACCUGUACUGAAGGACAAGUGGGUCCUGGAUCAUGAUGACAUUAUCUUGGGGCAUCUCAUUGGACGGGGAAACUUUGGGGAGGUGUACAGUGGUCGUUUAUCCUCUGACAACACUCCUGUAGCUGUGAAAUUAUGUAAAGAGAACCUGGCCCCAGAGCAGAAGAGUAAGUUCCUGAUGGAAGCCAGGAUCCUGAAGCAGUAUGACCAUCCUAACAUUGUGAGGCUGAUAGGAGUGUGCACACAGAAACAGCCUAUCUACAUCAUCAUGGAGCUCAUUCAAGGCGGUGAUUUUCUCUCGUUCCUGCGGCAUGAGGGUCACAGUCUGAAGCCUAAGAUGUUGAUCAAAAUGACAGAAAACGUAGCAGCUGGCAUGAUGUACCUGGAGAGCAAGAAGUGUAUCCACAGGGACCUGGCAGCGAGAAACUGUCUGGUUGCAGAGAACAAUGUGGUGAAGAUCAGUGACUUUGGGAUGUCCCGUCAGCAAGAUGACGGUGUCUACUCUGCAGAGGGAGGCCUCAAACAGGUCCCUGUCAAAUGGACGGCUCCUGAAGCCCUGAACUAUGGUCGGUUUACCACAGAGAGUGAUGUCUGGAGCUUUGGUGUUUUACUAUGGGAAGCUUUCUCCAUGGGAAUGACGCCCUACACAAGCAUGACCAACCAACAGACACGAGAGGAGGUGGAAAGAGGAUACCGUAUGCCUGCUCCUCACGGAUGCCCUGUGGAAAUUGCCAGGAUUAUGACCAGCUGUUGGCAGUACGAAGCCAGAAACAGGCCGUCUUUCAAGAAACUCCGAGCUGAACUCAGUGCCUUAUAUGACAAAAUUACUUAAUAGAAACCUGUUGACUGGACAUGUAGAUUUUUUAUCCCAGUCAGGUUGAUUGGCCAUUUGUUGGUUUGCAUUUUUUUUCUUCAGAAAAGAUACAGUGCAUGUGUUGUCUAAUAUUUAUUUUUUGCACUUCUUUUGUUAUGGAAAUGAACUUGGAAGUAUAGUUCUGUGGACUCAUAAAAUAUCAGUGGGCCAAGUAAUGGCUGCGUUCUUGUUUCUUCCUUUCCUGCCCUGUUUGUGUCCUUGUCCCCCUAAUA